CUUCUUCUUUUCAUUUCUCUCUUCACUCUUUUUUUGUACUAAAAAUUCCUCUUCAUCAAAACAAAACACUUUCCAUUCCCUACAAAAUAACCACCAAAGAAAAAAAAAUGUUGGGUUUGAGUGUAGUGUUAGAAGCUCAAAAAAGUGGUAUUAAUAAGAACAAGGAAACACCAAAAGUGAUUAACAAAAUAAUGAUGCUUAAUAGCAUCAACAAACAAUCUUCUAUUGUUUCCUUGAAUUCUUGUUCUCAUCAUGAAUCUCAUUUUCAGGAACAACAAACAACUUUUCUAGAAAUUUGUUUUCUUUGCAGGAAAAGGUUGUUACCUGGAACAGACAUCUACAUGUACAAAGGGGACAGAGCUUUCUGCAGUGUGGAAUGUAGAUGCAAGCAGAUUUUCAUGGAUGAGGAAGAAAGUAACAAUGUUCAGAAUGAGAAUUGUUAUUUUGCUGCAAUUUCUUCUUCAGAAGCUGCUUAUCAUGAAAAAGGAAGAAGAAACCAAAAUGGUGGUUUUGCUUAUUGAAUGAAGAAAGGAAAAGUAGUUUUAGAAAGUAGAAAGAAAAUAAUGGUAGUAUUUUGUGAAGAAAAAAAAAAGGUUUUUUUAUAUUAGGAAAGUAAUUAUGUUCCAGUUUUACCCUGCUAAUUAAUGUUGUGAUAAGGUCAAAGUGUUUUGUCCUGUUGUGUUUCCUUGUAUGAAGCUGAAACGUCCUUUCUACUUUUUGUUUAAUGGGGCUCCAUCUCCAACCUCUUUGGCUAUAGUGUGAUUUUGGUUAUUAUAAUUGACUUUGGUA
Molecule: messenger RNA, 789 nt
Organism: Trifolium pratense (red clover)
Lineage: Eukaryota; Viridiplantae; Streptophyta; Magnoliopsida; Fabales; Fabaceae
Product: FCS-Like Zinc finger 15-like
Exons: 2
Coding region: 108-521 (137 amino acids)
Source: RefSeq, a predicted model, not a curated record